UGCGAGUCUGGCCUCAUUCCAGGGAAUUGUGGGUAAUCUCUCCGCUCUGCCAGUGUUUUGUAGAGUGACAGCUCCGCACACAGAAGGAUUUACUCCCCGAUCGUCACACAGGUGUUCCCAUGCCGCGCCGAGGAUUUGGGAAUGGUAGAGCGCUGGAAAGGUGGAGCCCCUCGUAAAUCGCACCCCCCCGGAUCUCCAGGGCUGAUUGUUCACCGAUAGGCAACAUUUGCUGCAAUUUACAGGUCGGAGAUGAACAGCCAGGACCUGGAUGGGUCCCAUAUCCAGCAGGACUGGAGCCCCACCAUGUACUCGGUCUUCGAGGAGGACAGUAACAGCAGCUGCAGCUCGGUGGCCACAUCCAUCCUGAGCCUGAGAGCCGGAGAGAGCGAGGACCCUGAUGCAGAGGAAAAGCUCUGCGCCGUGUGUGGUGAUCGGGCCAAUGGCUAUCACUUCCAUGUCCUGACCUGCGAGGGCUGCAAAGGCUUCUUCAGACGUUCGAUGAGCAAAGGGUUAACGUUUACCUGUCCGUUCACGCGGUCCUGUCCGGUCACUAAAGACAAACGCAGACGGUGCCAGGCAUGCCGGCUUCAGAAGUGCCUGGAUGUGGGGAUGAGGAGAGACAUGAUCAUGACGGACGAGGCGCUGAUGGCGCGGCGCGAGCUGCGAAUGAGGAAGAAGCAGGAGCGGAUGCAGAGGUCGCAGCGGGUGGCGGAGGUCGGGUCGCUGAGCGAGGAACAGAAGCAGCUCAUCUCCAGCCUCAUAGACGCCAACCGGAAACACUUUGACUCCAAGUUCGAAAACUUCAAGGGAUACAGGUUACAACCACAAGUGGUAAAAGCCAGAUGGGGGACUUCGCCAGUAUCAAGUCCUUCUUGUAGCCCCCAUCAUUUGAACCAGUACCCCGAAGACCAGGAGCUGAUGGAGGGUGUUGUUGACCCAACAGACUUGAAAGAACUGCCCCACUUUGCAGAUCUCAGCACCUACAUGAUCCAGCAGGUCAUCAAGUUUGCCAAGGAUAUCCCACUUUUUCGCUCCUUGGCGAUCGAUGACCAGAUCUCUCUCCUGAAAGGGGCCACCAUGGAAGUCAGUCAGAUCCAGUUCAACUCUGUCUUCAACCUGGAGACCAGCCAAUGGGAAUGUGGCAAGAUUAUAUUCAGCAUUGAAGAUGGGGCCCUCUCCGGGUUCCAACGAAUGUUUUUGGAGCCUUUGUUGAAAUUCCACGUCACGUUUCGCAAGUUGAAGCUUCACGAGGCGGAAUACGUCUUGAUGCAAGCCCUGGCCCUCUUCUCUCCGGACCGCCCGGGUGUCAUCGAACAUGACCUCAUCGACGAGAUCCAUGAGAAGACGGCUCUGACGCUGAAAUGCUACAUUGACUAUCACCACCCUCUGCCAGACAGCAGGUUCCUUUAUGCCAAACUUCUGUCUUUGUUGGCCGAACUCCGCACCUUAAAUGAGGAGAAUGCAAAGCAGAUGAUCCACAUUCAGAACAUAAUGUCUGACGCUAUGACCCCGCUGAUGAAGGAGAUUUUCAGCUGAAGGACAUAGCCCGCCAGGAAUGAUGAAACACAAGCUGUGACGGGGCAUUGGCUGCCAAGCGUUAUCCUUGGAUGCUUCUCGUCCCGGUUAUGUUUGGGCUUGCUCGGUCUUUACGCACAAAAAACAAUGUUCUUCGGGAUGCUGGCCGAUGUUCAACACAAACUGGUUGGACCAGGAACCUGGUUCAUAUUCCAUGCACUUUUCCCCAAUGACUGAUAACUGUGGAAGGACUUCUGUUACGGGAGACAGAAAAAUAAACUGACCUAAUAGGGACAAGGUCCUUAAAGAUGCCAAAGUAACGGAGAACGUUCUACAAGAUAUCGAGGACUUUCUGAAAGGACAACUUUGCUAUCGUCACAUGAUUUCAGAAGGAAGACACCAAC
Rana temporaria (common frog) is the source of this 1919-nucleotide messenger RNA. RefSeq names its product nuclear receptor subfamily 1 group I member 3-like. The record is from RefSeq and is a predicted model, not a curated record. The coding region runs from base 250 to 1536 and encodes 428 amino acids. Gene Ontology annotation, biological process: positive regulation of transcription by RNA polymerase II; negative regulation of transcription by RNA polymerase II; cell differentiation. The transcript has 9 exons. Lineage: Eukaryota; Metazoa; Chordata; Amphibia; Anura; Ranidae. Gene Ontology annotation, molecular function: RNA polymerase II cis-regulatory region sequence-specific DNA binding; zinc ion binding; nuclear receptor activity.